GGGGCCUCAGCUAUAAAAGCCGAGCUCUGCGGGGAAAGGACGCGGUCUUCCGAGCCCUGGCAGCAACAUGUGGAUCACUGCUCUGCUGCUGGCCGUGCUGCUGCUGGUGAUCCUCCACAGGGUCUAUGUGGGCCUUUUCGCCGGAAGUUCCCCGAACCCCUUCGCCGAGGAUGUCAAGCGACCGCCUGAACCUCUGGUGACCGACAAGGAGGCUAGGAAGAAAGUUCUCAAACAAGCUUUCUCAGUCAACCGAGUACCAGAGAAGCUGGAUGCAGUGGUGAUCGGCAGCGGCAUUGGGGGACUGGCCUCAGCGGCGAUUCUAGCUAAAGCUGGCAAGAGAGUCCUUGUGCUGGAGCAACAUACCAAGGCGGGUGGCUGUUGUCAUACCUUUGGGGAAAAUGGCCUUGAAUUUGACACUGGAAUUCAUUACAUUGGACGAAUGCGAGAGGGCAACAUUGGUCGUUUUAUCUUGGACCAGAUCACUGAAGGGCAACUGGACUGGGCCCCCAUGGCCUCCCCUUUUGACUUGAUGAUACUAGAAGGGCCCAAUGGCCGAAAGGAGUUCCCCAUGUACAGUGGGAGGAAAGAAUACAUCCAGGGCCUUAAGAAGAAGUUCCCCAAGGAAGAAGCUGUCAUUGACAAGUACAUGGAGUUGGUUAAGGUGGUGGCCCGUGGAGUCUCUCAUGCAGUUCUACUGAAGUUCCUCCCAUUGCCCUUGACUCAGCUCCUCAGCAAGUUUGGGCUACUGACUCGUUUCUCUCCAUUCUGCCGAGCGUCUACGCAGAGCCUAGCUGAAGUCCUGCAGCAGCUUGGGGCUUCCCGUGAGCUCCAGGCUGUUCUCAGCUACAUCUUCCCCACUUACGGAGUAACUCCCAGCCACACCGCCUUUUCCUUGCACGCUCUGCUGGUUGACCACUACAUACAAGGGGCAUAUUACCCCCGAGGGGGUUCCAGUGAGAUCGCCUUCCAUACCAUCCCUUUGAUUCAGCGGGCCGGGGGCGCUGUCCUCACCAGGGCCACUGUACAGAGUGUGCUGCUGGACUCAGCUGGGAGAGCGUGUGGUGUCAGUGUGAAGAAGGGACAAGAGCUGGUGAACAUCUACUGCCCAGUUGUCAUCUCCAAUGCAGGAAUGUUCAAUACCUAUCAGCACUUGUUGCCAGACACUGUCCGCCAUCUGCCAGAUGUGAAGAAGCAGCUGGCGAUGGUAAGGCCUGGUCUGAGCAUGCUCUCAAUCUUCAUCUGUCUGAAAGGCACCAAGGAGGACCUGAAGCUUCAGUCCACCAACUACUAUGUUUAUUUUGACACAGACAUGGACAAAGCGAUGGAGCGCUAUGUCUCUAUGCCCAAGGAAAAGGCUCCAGAACACAUUCCCCUUCUCUUCAUUGCCUUCCCAUCAAGCAAGGAUCCAACCUGGGAGGACCGAUUCCCAGACAGAUCCACAAUGACUGCGCUGGUACCCAUGGCCUUUGAAUGGUUCGAGGAGUGGCAGGAGGAGCCAAAGGGCAAGCGUGGUGUUGACUAUGAGACCCUCAAAAAUGCCUUCCUGGAAGCCUCUAUGUCGGUGAUCAUGAAACUGUUCCCACAGCUGGAGGGCAAGGUGGAGAGUGUGACCGGAGGAUCCCCACUGACCAACCAGUACUAUCUGGCUGCACCCCGAGGAGCUACCUAUGGAGCGGACCAUGACCUGGCUCGGCUGCAUCCUCAUGCAAUGGCUUCCAUAAGAGCCCAAACCCCCAUCCCCAACCUCUACCUGACAGGCCAAGAUAUCUUCACCUGUGGGCUGAUGGGAGCCCUGCAGGGGGCCUUGCUGUGCAGCAGUGCCAUCCUGAAACGGAACUUGUACUCAGAUCUGCAGGCUCUUGGCUCAAAGGUCAAGGCACAAAAGAAGAAGAUGUAGUCCAUUCAGAGAAGAGCCAGAGGAAAGGCACCUCCCCAACUUCUCGUGGUGUCCUUCCUCCUACAGCAAUUCCUUGCACAUAAAAA
Molecule: messenger RNA, 1983 nt
Organism: Mus caroli (Ryukyu mouse)
Lineage: Eukaryota; Metazoa; Chordata; Mammalia; Rodentia; Muridae
Gene: Retsat
Product: retinol saturase
Biological process (GO): retinol metabolic process
Cellular component (GO): endoplasmic reticulum membrane
Molecular function (GO): all-trans-retinol 13,14-reductase activity
Source: RefSeq, a predicted model, not a curated record